AACGCUACCAACCGGUAGGAGUAAAGGUAUCUUGCCUCCCUUGGUUUUAAUUAAUUAUCACAAAAGAUAAUGACAGGAGAUACAAUUUGAAGGAAGUGGUGUUGUCGUAAAUAAGAACGCAUAAGUGAGCUAAAAGUCAAGCAUCCAAUGAUGCUUAUCCCGUUUCCGGUGACCGAAGAGAUCGUCAGGCAGAGAGGAGGAGGGAGGGAAAGGUGGGCUGCGCCGUGUCAUCGGUCCCUCUCGCUCGCCUGAUCGGCAGGAGGGACGUUGCCAUUGGGAAUUUGUGUGUUUUUGAGAGAGAGAGAGAGAGAGAGAGAAGGAGAGAAAAGGGUUCCUGGUGUGACCUGCUGUUCCUAGCAGCCUUCCACGUGGUUCUAGAAACGGAGGGUGCCUCUGCAUUUUACCUCGUUCCACCCUGGGUCGUCUCUUUGGUGGAGAGGGAAGGAGAGAAAAAGAGAGCGAGCGAGAGUUCUCCUGAUGAGGAUUUCUGUUUCAGUUAAAUCGGGUGUGGUUGUUUUCCAUCAUCUAAUGAGGGUUUCUGUUUCAGUUGAGGGUCGGGUGUGGUUGCUUUUCAUCAUCUAAACAUGGUUGUGAGAAUUUACUAGAAUCUGGCUGCCCUUUUACUAUAAUCUGGACUACACUUGUUGUUGUUCUUGUUGUUGGGGAGAGAGAGAGUCCGAUUACGGCCGCAAUGCGCAAAUCCUUCAAGGAUUCCCUCAAAGCUCUCGAAGCUGAUAUCCAGCACGCCAACACCCUGGCGUCAGAUUAUCCAAGGGAAUAUGAUGGGGCGUGCCUCCAAAUGAGAUUGUCAUACAGCCCGGCAGCUCAUUUGUUUCUUUUUCUAGUGCAAUGGACUGAUUGCAGUCUCGCUGGUGCUCUGGGAUUGAUCAGGAUCCUGAUUUACAAGGUCUAUGUAGAUGGGAAAACCACGAUGUCCGUGCAUGAAAGAAAAGCCAGCAUCCGAGAAUUUUAUGCUGUAAUCUUUCCUUCUCUGUUACAACUCCAAAGAGGUAUAACUGAUGCGGAAGAUCGAAAACAGAGAGAGGCUUGUAGAGAAAAGUACAAGAGUAGAGAUGACGAAGAGAGGGGAAAAUUUACUGAAGUAGAUAUCGAGAGGGAGGAAGAGUGUGGAAUCUGUAUGGAGCUGAACAGUAAGGUUGUCCUGCCAAAUUGCAACCAUGCUUUGUGCAUGAAGUGCUACCGUGAUUGGCGAGCACGGUCACAGUCGUGCCCCUUCUGUCGUGAUAGUUUGAAGAGAGUAAAUUCAGCUGAUCUUUGGAUAUAUACUGACAGUCGUGAAGUUGUUGACAUUACAGCGAUCUCCAGGGAAAACCUGAGAAGGCUAUUUCUUUAUAUAGAUAAAUUGCCGCUUAUUGUUCCAGAUUCUGUUUUUGUUUCAUAUGAUUCUCAUGUCAGGUGAUUGUGGAAGUUAUUCUGGAGCAGUAGCAUUAUGCCUCCAGCUUUUAGUCAAAAUUUGGUUGGGCUCAUUUCCUUGGUCCUGGGAUGAUUAUUGUGGUCCGUGGACUCUUUGGAGGAGCUUUGUUGGCGCUGUUUGAGCAAUGUGUACAGGGAAAGCAUUAGCUUAUGUAUAGGAUGUAGCUAUGUAAUUAAAAUUGUACAUUCUUAAGAAAGCUUCCUUUGUUCUGAGAGUCAAAGUCUACAGUUAUUUCUGAUAAUAUAUUAUCCAUAUAUCCCC
This is a messenger RNA of Nymphaea colorata (pocket water lily), 1696 nucleotides long. RefSeq names its product E3 ubiquitin-protein ligase AIRP2-like. Gene Ontology annotation, molecular function: ubiquitin protein ligase activity. The transcript has 5 exons. Bases 692 to 1420 code for a protein of 242 amino acids. Gene Ontology annotation, biological process: protein ubiquitination. NCBI's taxonomy places the organism in Eukaryota, Viridiplantae, Streptophyta, Magnoliopsida, Nymphaeales, Nymphaeaceae. The record is from RefSeq and is a predicted model, not a curated record.